Messenger RNA from Cyprinodon variegatus (sheepshead minnow), 743 nucleotides. RefSeq names its product ladderlectin-like. Bases 1 to 639 code for a protein of 212 amino acids. NCBI's taxonomy places the organism in Eukaryota, Metazoa, Chordata, Actinopteri, Cyprinodontiformes, Cyprinodontidae. The transcript is spliced from 5 exons. The record is from RefSeq and is a predicted model, not a curated record. Gene Ontology annotation, molecular function: methyltransferase activity; 2-oxoglutarate-dependent dioxygenase activity; signaling receptor activity.
AUGAAGCGACUCUUCCUAGCUCACCUACGCACCGUGGUGAACCCCACCCUGGAUCCACUGCAGUUUGCUUACCGACCUGACAUCGGAGUGGAGGAUGCAAUGCUGCAGCGGGCACUCACCCACCUGGAGACCACCGGUACAACAGAGAAGACUCCCCCAUCACUCCCCCGGAACAUUCAGGAGCAGGACAUAGAAACUGUUGAGAGUUUCAAAUACCUGGGUUUUCAGGUCAAUGAUAAGCUGGACUGGACUCAUAACUCCAACACCCUGUAUAAGAAGGGCCAGAAUUGCCUCCACUUCCUGAGGAGGUUGAGGUCCUUUGGAAGGCACUGCAUGUCCAUGGGGGGACAUCUGGCAUCAGUUCAUAACCUAAGGGAGUACCAUCAGAUUCAGCAUGUGAUAAGAACGGCAAGUUAUGGGUCCAACCCAGCCUGGAUUGGAGGCAGUAAUGCACAGAAGACAAGCAUUUGGCUUUGGAGCGAUGGAAGCCAAUUCCACUACACAAACUGGUGUCCAGGAGAGCCUAACAAUUGCAGAGGCAACCAGCACUGUUUGCAGAUGAACUAUUCAGCUUCAAAGUGCUGGGAUGACUUAGGAUGUUGGCUUCGUCUCCCAUCCGUCUGUGCCAAGAAAGUCUGAGCAGUCCGAGAGGAAGCCUUUUUCUGGCAUAAAUUAGCUUGAACCAGAACCGGUGGAGGAUGCUAUAUUGUCUUUCAGUUAUUCUGCCACAUAGAAAUCCUUUU